CGGUACUUGUCGGUGUUGUAAGAUUGAAAAUGGAGUCCGGAACUUAAUUGUAAAUCCCAGUAGAGGAGCAUAAAAUACCGUUUUUUCUUACUUCUGAUCAAGAUUUAGGUUUCAACGAGAUCACAGAUCGUGGGAAUGGCUUCAGCGUCGCGUAAAAACCAAUUCAAAGUGGUUUUGCUAGGGGAGGGCUGCGUUGGUAAGACGUCCCUUAUGCUCCGAUACGUACAAGACAAGUUCAACGAUAAGCAUUUAACUACCUUACAAGCAUCAUUCUUGAAUAAAAGAUUAAAUAUAGAUGGGCAAAGAGUGAACAUUGCAAUAUGGGACACAGCAGGCCAGGAAAGAUUUCAUGCUUUAGGACCAAUUUAUUACAGAGAUAGCAAUGGUGCAAUUCUAGUUUAUGAUAUAACAGAUGAAGAUUCCUUUUUCAAGGUGAAAAACUGGGUCAAGGAACUUAAGAAAAUGUUGGGAGAAGAUAUUGCACUCUGCAUAGCAGGAAACAAAAUUGACCUCGAAAAAGACAGACAUGUGGAGGCUUCAGAGGCAGAAGCGUAUGCCAAGACAGUAGGGGCAAAGCACUUCCAUACAUCAGCAAAACUUAACAAAGGUGUAGAAGAAAUGUUCUUUGAGCUUGCAAAGCAAAUGUUGGAGAGACAAGAAAAAAAUGAGGGCAAUCGUGAUGGAAUACCUGACAGAGGAAAUAGCAGGCGGAAGAAUGUGGUAAUAGUUGAUGAACAACCCCAGCGACAGAGCAGUAGUGGUUGUUGUGGUGGAGGGGGAUCAUAGAGUUUAUCAUGUGCAAACUGUGGUUUGCAUUAUCAAUCAGUUCUCUCUCUUGUCUCUGUAAUAUAGAGCUUUAGAUAAGGUAAACGAUAGUUUAUCAACAGGUAAUAGUGUGGAGAUAAUGUUUUGCAAGGAGGAAGUGGUCUGACCCCAAGUUUGAUAGUCCUGAGAACCAUAGAUCUUUAUAAUGUUUAGUGCGGAAAAGGACAAUUUAAUAUAACUAUUCCUUGUAUCAAUUAUUUUGUCUUUCUCAGUAACUAAUUGCCUGUCACUUCUUUUAAAGCUGGUAGUUAUAAUUUAGCAAUAGUUCUAUUAUAUUUACCCCAAACUUCUUUGGGGUAUUUGGUAUUUGAAUACUGUACUACAGGUGCAGGUGUAAAUUGACAAGCAAUAAAUAUUAAUCAAGUUGACUAAUGAAGUGCCUAAGGGGUUGAAGAAUUAGACUGACAAACUGUUAAAUGGCCUGUUUUCUCAAAUGAUUUAAGCUGUCAAAUACAUUUGUAUUCUGAGAGGAUAGUGAAUCUGGCUUUUUCAAACGUGAAAAGACGAGAUGACCUCCUGAACCAUGUCAUAUCUCGCCAUGAAAUUGUAAGAGGGUGUAUGACCCAAAGAGGUGCAUUUACCUUGUUUUUAGCUUAAUGGGCUCACUUAUUAAUUAAAAAUAAAAGUGAUUUUGUUCUGACAAUAUACUCCUAAGCUGCGUCUAAAUGUAGUAAUAGGACAAUCUUUUCUAUUUUAUAGCUAUGUAACUUGUGGUAACUUAGUUGACAUAUAGUGGUUUUGAUAACAAGUGGCAAGCCUGCAGCUAUAGCCUCCUUAUCACUUUCGGUUUAUUGUACAUUCAUAACAAAAAACCACAUUAACUAGAUUGUGUCAAUCAUGAGUGAUGUUCAGUUGCAUAUUUUGCACAUCUAAAAGAUAAAUUAUGCCAAAUGCAGCUGACUCGUUAGUGGUGAGAUCAGAUCUGGAUUGGAAAAGUCCUUUUUUUGAUAUAAUUGGAAUCAAAGAACAGGCAUCUCUCUUCAUGAAUGUAUGCCAGUGAUUUGAGAUUUUGAAAGUUGUUAUACUUGGCAGGACUGUCAAUAAGGGCUGUACCCUUAAUGUUACUGGUGAGGACGUCAAAAAUAUUGCUGUCAUGUUACACUUCACCACAUUUUACACUGCUGUGGGUGAAAAUCCUCAGGUAAUGGCUGCUUCAAAACUUACAGCCAGCUCUGCUCUGUUUGCUGUCUAGUGGGUCUCUCUAGUUUUUUUUUUAAUUUUUUUUAUGAGGUAAAUGUUUUCCAAGCUUAUGUGAGGAAUGUAUAUGAAUACAAUAUUUCAGCAAAGAUUGCACAAGUGGUAAUAUUUUGGUAGUCUGAUGGUGUGAAGUUUUGUAAAAAUGAAAAUUACAUCAUGGAGAAUGCAAGUUAA
Molecule: messenger RNA, 2196 nt
Organism: Pocillopora verrucosa
Lineage: Eukaryota; Metazoa; Cnidaria; Anthozoa; Scleractinia; Pocilloporidae
Product: ras-related protein Rab-21
Biological process (GO): Rab protein signal transduction
Cellular component (GO): Golgi apparatus; endosome
Molecular function (GO): GTPase activity; GTP binding
Source: RefSeq, a predicted model, not a curated record